CCUUAUAUUGAUACCCAUUAUGGGUAUUUCAUCAAAUAAGUGGAUCGUUUUGAAUCAAGAACAUCAGAAGUUGGUAUCUUACAGAGCCUAAGCUUGAGGUUAUAGAGCAGAAAUUCAACUAAACCUUGUAAAACCUCCCAAGAAAAUGUUCAUAAUUUCUCAUAGACUGGUAUUAUGGGUUCUACUAUAUGUAUGUGGUGAAGUAUAGGACAUGAUUAAGGUCAAAACCAUUGCCAUGGUGGAUGUUCAUCAAGAAGGACCUGAGCUGCCCAUGACACUUAACAUGUCUGCUACUAAAAAAGAGCUAAACUCUGACGCCAUGAAGAGGAUUAGUGAAUGGAUUUUCUCCCAAGAGAUAGAGAGUGAUGUAACAGUUUCUGUAAGAGGUGUUUCCUUUUCUAUACACAAGUUUCCUUUAGUCUCCAAGUGUGGUUAUAUAAAGAAAUUGUUAUCAGACCCCAAACAUGCUGAUCUUUCUGUAGUCGAAAUCCCCGAUAUCCCAGGAGGGCCUGAAGGAUUUGAAAUUGCUGCAAAGUUCUGUUAUGAAACAAGUAUUGAAUUAUCUACAGAAAACAUUGCCUUAGCAAGAUGUGUGGCAGAGUUUCUUGAAAUGACAGAGGACUACGCAAUUGGAAACCUGGUAUCGAUAACUGAGGCCUAUUUAGAUGAAUUGGGGCUUAAAAACUUAUCUGGUGCAGUUUCCAUUCUGCAAUCAUCAGGAAAUCUUUUACCAAUAUCCGAAAAAGUAAAUUUGAUUGAUCGAUGUAUAGAUACUAUAGCGUUCAUGGUGACUGAGGAAAGUCAAGUUUCGUUAUUUGGCGGCACAGAUAGCACCAGGGAUGGUUUAGAUUCUUCCACAUCAUUAUCUCACCCAAAAUCUGUAGUUGAUUGGUGGGCUGAAGACUUGAUUGUUCUUAGAAUCGAUAUCUUCAAAAGGGUUCUUCUUGUAUUGGUUUCAAGAGGAUUCAAACAAUUUGCACUUGGACCGGUUCUAAUGCUUUACGCGCAAAAAUGUCUUCGAGGUUUGGAAAUCUAUGGAAAAUCCAAGAAAAAGAUAGAGCCACAACAAGAACACGAGAAGAGGGUUGUUUUAGAAACAAUAGUUGGCCUCUUGCCAAGGGAAAAGAAUGCCAUCUCGAUAAGCUUUCUUUCAAUGCUACUUCGAGCGGCCAAAUAUCUAGACACAACGGUGGCUUGCAAGCUAGAUUUAGAGAAAAGGAUCGGCUUACAGCUUUCACAGGCUGUUUUAGAUGAUAUCUUGAUUCCUUCUUUUUGCUUUGAUGGUGAUACCAUGUUUGAUGUUGAUACAGUGCAACAGAUCAUGAUGAAUUACGUUGAAAACAAUUGCGCAGAAUCGUAUGAUACAGAUUAUGUUUCUCCAGCGCAGAGUGAUUUGGAAAACGUUGGGAAGCUGAUGGAGAGCUUUCUUGCUAAGAUAGCUUCCGACCGUAACUUGAUGGCUUCAAAGUUUAUAAGUUUUGCCGAAUGUGUUCCGGAAGGAGCACGAGUAACAGAGGAUGGAAUGUAUAGAGCCAUUGAUAUUUACUUGAAGGCUCAUCCAGCUUUAAGUGACAUGGACCGAAAGAAAGUUUGCAGUUUGAUGGACUGUCAAAAGUUAUCCCGUGAAGCUCGUGCUCACGCAGCCCAAAAUGAGCGGCUUCCGGUUCAAACCGUAGUUCAAGUUCUUUACUACGAACAACGCCGCUUACGAGAAAUGGACGGUAGCCCGAUCAAUAAUGACUCCUCUGAUCAAGCAAACUCAUACGGUACCCCUAGUCCUAGAACUCAAAACUCGAUAUCAAUUGAAAUCUCGAGCUUAAAAAAAGAAAACCAAGAUCUCAAGUUUGAGCUUCUCAAGAUGAAAACACGAUUAAAAGAGAUCGAACGAUCGACUGCUAAUAAACCGAGGGCUAACGAUCCAAUCGGAACCACGACUACUGGUACUGCUGCUAAGCCACCAUUGCCUAAAAAGUCAUUGAUAAGCUCGGUAACGAAAAAGCUUGGGAAAAUUACACCAUUUCUACAUGCCGAUGGGUUUUUACCGUCUACAAGAGGCCGGAAUAAAGCCGGUAAAGAUCGAAGGCAUUCGGUAUCUUGAUAUAUAUGCAGGUUUUGAUGGUUGGCAGCAGGAUUGCUGGCUUUUGGCGACGGUAAUCAUGAAUUUCCAUUUGCAAAUGCUCGACGUCCAUAUAAUAAAAACAUUUGUACAUGAUAUACAUUAAUAUAGUUUUUUGGAUUUAAACGACUGCUAGUUAAA
Messenger RNA from Cynara cardunculus var. scolymus (artichoke), 2257 nucleotides. RefSeq names its product BTB/POZ domain-containing protein SR1IP1-like. The record is from RefSeq and is a predicted model, not a curated record. NCBI's taxonomy places the organism in Eukaryota, Viridiplantae, Streptophyta, Magnoliopsida, Asterales, Asteraceae. Bases 212 to 2098 code for a protein of 628 amino acids. Gene Ontology annotation, molecular function: protein binding. The transcript is spliced from 5 exons.